Messenger RNA from Nematostella vectensis (starlet sea anemone), 2465 nucleotides. RefSeq lists its product as uncharacterized. The record is from RefSeq and is a predicted model, not a curated record. Bases 155 to 2014 code for a protein of 619 amino acids. The transcript is spliced from 7 exons. Lineage: Eukaryota; Metazoa; Cnidaria; Anthozoa; Actiniaria; Edwardsiidae.
CGAAUAGUUCCGCUAUUCAAUACCGGAGUGUAUAAAAAGCCCAGUGUUGACUUCACGAAUUGUAUCUACAAGGCUUUGGCUUACUCCAUCUGCAGAGUCUCCAUAUCGACAAUAGUGAAACAAAACGUCUUUUAAGAAAGCUUUGCGUACAAAGAUGCAGUUGGUGCUUGGCUUGCUUGCCCUGUCUUGUGCAGCGGGCCUGCAGUCUGCUGAAGGUGCAAAGUACGAUGUGCUAUCCUGCAAUUCCUUCAACUUAGCGAAUAACCAAUACGAACAAAAUGCAGACCACGGCUCAUGGCCAGCCAGCGGCUUCUGUCGUGCAAUUCGUAACCAGAUCCUCCCUGACGGCGCACACUAUUCCUACGAGGCUUCGGUGUCGCUGUAUAACGCGAGGGGGAGGGGCGGGGUGAAUUUUGGUCAUCUUGGAUUGGCUUACAAUGCGCUGGAUGCGAACAACUUCGAUUUCGUAUACUUUCGUCCUCACUCCUCUGGGGGCUGCUUCCAAACUGGUUACGUCAUCAACGGAAUCCCAACAUUCCCCGCGGACUCAGUAUCCAGUGCUUGCCCAAGCGGACCUCCGAGGGGUGGAGCAUGGUUCCAGGCAAAGGUUCUCGUCCAGGGUACCAAAGCUCGCAUAUUCCUGGACAACAAGCUAAUCCGAGAAGUUUCUACCCAUUACCGACCAUAUGGACGCGCAGGCGUCAUCGUCGCGAACGGUUACAAAAAUGUUAUCUACUUUAAAAACUUCGAGAUAAAAGGCAUCUCAAAAUCCUACCCCUUCCCGGCGAGGUCUUGUAUGGCGACACACACUCUUCCUGGAUAUUACUUGCUGGACGCGGACCAUGGCUCCUGGCCGCGAAGCGGGUUUUGCAGAACAUUACUUAAACCUGCUUUACCUGGUUCCUCUUAUCGGGUGUCGGCGAAGUUCUUGAAUCUGAUCGGGCGUGACGGUGUUAAUUUUGGACAUCUUGGACUGAUGUUCAAUGCAAAGGACAUUAACAAUUUCGAUUUCGUCUAUUUUAGGCCACACUCUGCUGGGGGCUGCUAUCAAACAGGAUAUGUCGUCAACGGGGUCCCUAAUUUUAGUGGUGCUUCCUCAGGGCCUUGCUCUGGUGGCCCCCCAUUAGGCGGAAAAUGGUUCAGCGCGCAUGUUGACGUCAUCGGAACACGCGGCAAAAUCUUCCUCGGAGAGAUCCUGGUAGCGACUAUCACAACCCAUUUUCCCGCCAAACUACAAGGCGGUGUCAUCGUUGCCAAUGGUUACAAAAAUGUCAUAUACUUCAAAGAGUAUAAAAUGAAGAAGCUGUCGGAUGGGCUCCCAUUCCCUUCACGGUCUUGUCGAGCCACGUUACGAGGGCUUGGGUACUAUGAGCUGGAUGCUGCGCAUGGAACGUGGCCUGCUAGCGGGUUCUGCAGAGUGCUCAUGCCAAAAAGUCUUCAUACUAAAGAGUACAGUGUGUCUGUUGACUUGUAUAACGUGGUUGGCUGGAAAGGCGUUAACUCUGGGCACUUGGGUCUCAUGUAUAACGCCAAAGACAUUAACAACUUUGAAUUUGUGUAUUUCAGACCCCAUUGGGUGGCCGGUUGCUACCAGACCGGAUAUGUGAAGAAUGGGGUUCCUGUGUUUGACAAUCUCGCAGUUAACCGCCCGUGUGUUAAUGGACCACCAAAAGGACAGACUUGGUUUACUGCAAAGGUCAGUGUUGAAGGAGCAUCGGUAAAAAUCUACAGAGAUAAUGUAUAUCUCAGCUCAGUCCCUACGCGCUUCACUCCCACACCAAAAGGUGGUGUCAUUGUCGCCAAUGGUUACCAGAACGUCAUCUACUACAGAGACUUCAGGCUCCGCCCACUCAACCAGCCAAUACCGUUCCUUACCACUCAGUGCAUUAGUGCAGCUCAGAAAGGCAGCGGUUAUACACUUCAUGGUAAUAAACGGCGCAUGGCCUGGGAGCGGGUUCUGCCGUGCGCUGUACGACGAGGUAAUUGCAGGCUCAGGUUAUACAAUCUCUGCUGAUUUCUACAACGUUCGCGGAAGGUCUAGUAGCCAGUCUUCUGGAGUUGGACAUCUUGGAAUAAUGUUCAACGCAAAGGACCUGAACAAUUUCGACUUCAUUUACUUCAGGCCCCACUGGGCCAACGGCUGCGUACAACCCGGAUAUGUCCAGACCAAUGUCGUCCACACUACGUCCACGUUCCCAUGCUCUAACGGCCCUCCAGCCACAGGAACCUGGUUCAACAUCAAAGUUGUCGUGGCCGGAAGUCAGGCUCGUGUCUAUAGAGACGGAGUUCUCGUGCGCACCAUUUCCGGUCACUUUUCCGCUCUCGCAAGUGGUGGCGUGGUCGUUGCCAAUGGUUAUGACAACGUUAUUGAAUUCAAGAAUUUUAAUGUCGUGAAAAACUAGGCAUGCAGUUGUAAUGGUACUUGGCCCUAGCCUUUAGUACAAAUAUUAAACAAAAGAAACCAA